AUGCCUAGAUCGAAACCCAUAUACGUGUACAACGAGUCACUAGAGUUGACUCACGUUUUUAGCAGCUUGAAAGAUGCGAGCUUCUCGCUUACUAACAUUGACGAUACGAGAUCUCUUCGCCGUUUUGCCGACACUGGCAAAUUGUUCAGAUGGCGGUGGUACAUAUAUUCAACGUGUUUUGAUGCGAAAACGCUCAAUCACGCAAGGUCCUUUGGAGACAAAGCUUCUUUCGAAUUGGCGAGAUUAAGUUUGCCUAUAAAAAGAACUUCUCCGAUUUAUAUUUAUGAUAGCAAGUUAAACCUGAUCAAAAUUGCGAAGUCGGUCAAGGAGGCUGCUUCGUAUUUCGAUGUUUCUAAACAACGCAUCUGCGAUAAUCUAUUCAGGAACAAGAAGUUUGUAUUAAAUGUAUUAGGCAAAAUGAGAAGUUAUCAUUUCACACAAAGACCGAUGCAAAUCAAUCCCUCUGAGAUCGAUGGACAUGAACCCAGCGAAAUAGCUCUCGGUGAAAAUCGUUUGGCCGGCGAUUCCUCCACAACGAAGGGUGACGGCGGCGUCUCCGCACCCAUCGAUCUUGAAAACGUCCCCGGAUCAAGCAGUAAUAAUGUAGGAGACGAUGAUGCUUCCACAGUAAAUAAUCCAUCGGAUAACCACAUGACCAUUGAUGAGGCCGGUGAUAGUGAGCAUAAUUUGUGGGUUACACUUUACAACAAACGAUUUUUAAUUUCCGUAGACAUCAUCCACACGGGGGAUCGCAUAAUGAAUCGUCCGUUAAACCAAAAGUCUACUGCUUCUGGUGAAUAUGAAAUGCCAAAUUUGGAUAGUAACGAGAGGUGGGAUGGUCACGAUCUGAAUUCGGCGAACGAAUUCGGUGAUACAAACGCCUGUGAAGAUGAAUCAUCGACAUCCUUACUUGCAUCCCUAUCUGAAUUUGACGAUGCAAAUGUGAAUGAUUCGUUGACUCCGCUAUCCUUGCCGGAACCAGUAGGUGACCUGGAUUUUCACUUUGUAACAAUUUUUGUUUUCGUCAUUAAUCACUCGACAUUAUAG
Acaulospora colombiana is the source of this 1047-nucleotide messenger RNA. NCBI's taxonomy places the organism in Eukaryota, Fungi, Glomeromycota, Glomeromycetes, Diversisporales, Acaulosporaceae. The record is from the annotation of a GenBank genome assembly.